Puccinia triticina is the source of this 645-nucleotide messenger RNA. RefSeq lists its product as uncharacterized. The transcript is spliced from 9 exons. The coding region runs from base 1 to 645 and encodes 214 amino acids. NCBI's taxonomy places the organism in Eukaryota, Fungi, Basidiomycota, Pucciniomycetes, Pucciniales, Pucciniaceae. The record is from RefSeq and is a predicted model, not a curated record.
AUGAAAUCUACUACGGCCACCAUCUGUCUCGCGCUGUUGCUCCCCGCCGUAUCGGCCACGGUUCACACCCUUUGUUACAACUACUUCAUGCAGAAGGACGGAUGUGUUUACUCUGCGGCAGCGGUGGACCAAAGAUGUCCAGCUCCAGUUAAACCUCACCCUCAACCAGUCCACAUGUUCCAAGAUCAGACUGCCCACAGGAAGCGCAGCGAAAGUAACGCGUUGGAGCGCCGAUAUAACACCAACAAACCGAGCUUCUACGUCUCAGGUGGUGAUGGUACGUGUGGUCAUUACGACACCUCCACCGAUCUCGGCGUGUGCCUUUGGAAUGGACCGGAGCAAAACAACCCGACCCCAGAAACAGCCGGAUGGCUUAACGGUGCCAAAACAUCCAAUUGCGGCAAGCAAGUCUACAUCCAACGAAAAGGACAGCCUAACACAGUGCAAUACGUCAAGGUUCUCGAUGGAUGCAGCUUUGAUAUCAAGACGCCUGAUGCGGGAUGCUUCGAGAUUGCCAUAACUCUCGCGCUCUUCUACAAAUUCAAUCCCACUCCCAAAGAGUUGCAUGACGGCAAGAUAUAUGAAGGAUUCACCUGGGACUUUAACAAUCUCAACGGUACUAAGCUCCAACAGGCUCCGGUCUGA